Zasmidium cellare ATCC 36951 is the source of this 3198-nucleotide messenger RNA. RefSeq lists its product as uncharacterized. The coding region runs from base 1 to 3198 and encodes 1065 amino acids. The transcript has 5 exons. The record is from RefSeq and is a predicted model, not a curated record. NCBI's taxonomy places the organism in Eukaryota, Fungi, Ascomycota, Dothideomycetes, Mycosphaerellales, Mycosphaerellaceae.
AUGCAUCUCGUUCCGGUUCUCACAGCCCUCGUAGCCGCCUUGGCCAACGUUACCGAAGCUCAACAGUACGUAGGGGAUGUCAUCCCCAACUCGCUGCCUAUGGUUCCCGGAUCUGAAAUCACCUACUUCCGCAUCAACGACCCUUCAGGCAAGAACAAGAACCUCACCUUGACGAACUACUACUCCCACGGCAAGAACACCGCCAAGCGCCUCGUCGAAGCCAACAUCCAGCGAGCGGUGAUCAUCAUCCAUGGCCUGAACAGAGAUCCUGGAACGUACAUGUCGAAUAUGCUCUCGGCUUUGGCCCAAGUCAAGUCGGAUCCGAACGUCAACUUCGAUACUGUGGCUAUCAUGGCUCCGUACUUUCCGAAUGGCGACGAUAAGGGCACGGGAUAUCCGUGGGUUGAUGGACAGUCGGCUGGAAAGGGGUCGACUUCGAAUGCUUUGGUUUGGAAGGCUUCUCAGUGGUCGGCUGGUGGCAACAAUCAAUACCCAUCCACCUCAAAGAAUACGUCUUCCUACACGGUCCUCGACCAGAUCGUUCAGUACUUCGACAAUCGCACGCUCUUCCCGAAGAUGCAGCAGAUCGUCGUGGCAGGCCAUUCUCUCGGCGGCCAGACUGUUCACCGAUAUGCUGCGCUCGGUGUAAACCUCAACACAAAGUCACCAGUUAGCUACUGGGUCGGCAAUCCCAACAGCUACGUUUGGCUCAGCACUGAUCGACCUUUGCCGAUAACUGGGUGUCCGGAUUAUGAUGACUAUAGAGAUGGCUACUCUGCUUUUGCAGACUAUCCCAUGACAUACGGGAUUGGGCUUGUGAAUGCUGGUCGUGCUGCUAUUCUGGCCAACUAUAACAGCAAGGCGGUCAACUACGGUAGAGGGACUCAGGAUCUUGGUGAUGAUUCUACGACAUGUGCUCCGAGAACGACGGGCAAGGAUCGAAAUGAACGUUUCUUCAACUUCAUCAAAGCCUUCCCACCUACCUGCUCGGACCCGAAAGGACGCAACUGUGAUACCGUUGACUUCGUCAAUACAGGCCAUGACGGCGGCGCAAUGAUGGCCUCUGCCGCAGGACAAGCUCGUCUCUUCCUCGACAACUUCUACGGCGACGGCAAUCGCUUCUACGACUUCGGCUAUCCUCGACAGCAAGCCAGCGAUGACCCCUAUCCCAACCCAUCUCUCAACAGCACCGCUGCCUCAGUCAACAACAACACCUACGCCGGCAACAUGACCUACUGGGGCUGCUGGUCCGAUCAAAGCCCACAGACACUCACCAACAUGACCUACCAAAGCAACGCCAACACCAUCAACCUCUGCGCCCAGACCUGUGCCUCCGGCAACAACACCAUCGCAGGCAUGGAAUUCGGCACUCAAUGCUUCUGCGGCUCAUCACUAGGCUACCGCGCCCAACAAGUCAUCGAAAGCUCCUGCCAAAACACCUGCCCUGGCAACUCCAGCCAGACGUGCGGUGGAUACAGUCGACUCUCCAUCUUCUCCAACGGCCGUCCCCAACUCCAGCCUACGCCAGGAACUCCGGAGAAUGUGGGUGAUUUCACGUACAUCGCUUGCUACACCGAGGCUUCGAGCGGUCGUGCUCUGGCAGGCAAGGGGACGUCAUCGAAUUCCAUGACGCUGAAGUUUUGUGCGAACUAUUGCUCUGGAUACCUGUACUUCGGUGCGGAGUAUGGUUCAGAGUGUUACUGCGGCAAUUAUUUUGCGAUUGGAGCUAAUAGGACGAACGACGACGAGUGUAAUAUGCUCUGCGCGAAUGAUCCUUCUGAGUUCUGUGGAGCUGGGAAUCGACUGACUGUGUAUCAAGAUGCGGAUUGGGUUGCUUCAAGCAGUGCGUCCUCCAGCGCCAGUGCGUCUGCCACGACAUCGUCCGGCUCUGCCUCUGGAUCUGGAUCUCAACCGACUGCUGUCUCUUGUCCAGUGUCAAACAACACCAUUGUCACAUCCAGCGGCAAGACCUUCACGAUCGAGUGCGGUAUUGACCAUCAGGGAGGCGACUUGACCUUUCUCAGCGUCAACGGCUUUCAGGGGUGCAUCGACGCAUGUGCGAAGAACGAUAAGUGUGUCGAUGUCAGCCUGUCGGGGAAUACAUGCUACCUCAAGUCGGUUCUUGGUGCUGCUGUGCCGAACGGAGGGAUCUGGGGAGCAAAGCUCGUCGAUGGUUCUUCCUCUUCAUCCACAGGAUCCAUUUCGACGGCUUCGAGCAGCACGGGUGCGAUCUCUAUCUCAAGCACGAUCACAGCCUCAGGCUCAGACGCUCUCUUUGGCUCUUCGUCUUCAUCUUCUGCUUCAGUGAGCUCGGGAGCCUCGUCUUCAAGUUCGUUAACGAGUGGGAGCAGCGCCACCUUCUCCAGCUCGACGUCGUCGGCAUCCUCGCUCACUUCGACAAGCACAACGCAUUCCACAUCGUCAACGACCACCUCUGGAUCCUCAGCAUCAUCCUCAACGACCCAGAGCUCAUCCCUCACCACCUCCUCCCCAUCAUCAACAACCUCCUCCCCACCAACAACCCUCUCCACAACCACCAGCACCCCCCUCCCCACAGGCUUCACCGCCCUAGGCUGCUACACCGACACCAACACGCGCCUCCUCCCGACCACAAACGGCACCUCCGCCACCCUCACCCCGCAACUUUGCGCCCUCGCCUGCCAAACCCGCGGCUACAAAUACAGCGGCACCGAAUACGCCCAAGAAUGCUGGUGCGGCAACACCCCCCCACCCGCCUCCGCCUCCGCGCCCGCCUCGCAAUGCUCCAUGCGCUGCACCGGCGACAGAACGCAGACCUGCGGCGCCGGGAACCGCCUCAGCGUCGUGGUCGACGACGCCUGGAAACAGACCUUCUUCGCCCGGGAGUCCUACUCCACUUGGAAUUUGAUGGGCUGCUACGUCGACUCGGGCGCGUCGCGCACGCUGGCGAAAUCCGUGAGUUUGGCGGCGUUUGGCGGGGCGGGGAAUGCGACGAUUGCAAAUUGUUUGGAGGCGUGUCGCGCCAAGGGGUAUGGGUAUUGUGGAGGGGAGUAUUAUUCGGAGUGUUAUGGGAGUGGGGUGGCGCCGACGGCGGCGUUGGCGAGUGGAGGGGAUGUGUUGGCGGCGGGGUGUAGCUUUCCUUGUAAGGGGAAUCAGACGGAGGCUUGUGGGGGGAGUAAUCGGAUUGUGGUUUAUGUUAAUAAUGAGACGGUGGGUUGA